Molecule: messenger RNA, 880 nt
Organism: Hippocampus zosterae (dwarf seahorse)
Lineage: Eukaryota; Metazoa; Chordata; Actinopteri; Syngnathiformes; Syngnathidae
Product: troponin I, slow skeletal muscle-like
Exons: 7
Coding region: 126-713 (195 amino acids)
Biological process (GO): muscle contraction
Cellular component (GO): troponin complex
Source: RefSeq, a predicted model, not a curated record
UCUUGCUGGACCAGACGCUUUAUCUCACCGUCCGCUGGCUCAUAUAAAGGCACACAUUGUCUGAGGGGGUCCACUGUCCCCAGCCGUUCAACUCCGAGAGCACUCCAGAGGCACCCUUCUUCAAUAUGCAGACCAGAACAGCGAUCAAUGCCAAAUGGGAUAAGCCGAAGUCAAAGAUCACGGCUUCCCGCAAGCUCUCCUUAAAGAUGCUCCUCCUGACGAGGGCCUGCGAGGAUCUGGAGAACGAAAGGCUGGAGCGAGAGGAGGAGAAAGUGCGCUACCUGGAGGAGAAGCUGCCUCCUCUGCAGCUCUCCGGGUUGUCGCUGGACGAGCUUCAGGACCUGUGCAAGCAGCUGCACGCCAAGAUCGACGUGGUGGAUGAGGAGAGAUACGACUGCGAAUACAAAGUCGGCAAGCACAACAUCGACAUCCGUGAGCUGAAACUGAAGGUGCAGGACCUGGGGGGCAAGUUCAAAAAGCCCGCCCUGAGGAAGGUGAGGGUGUCCGCCGACGAGAUGAUGAGGGCCCUCCUGGGCUCCAAGCACAAAGGCUCCAUGGACCUCCGCGCCAACCUCAAGUCGGUCAAGAAGGAAGAUGUCAAACAGGAUAAGGUGCUCACGAGCGAAGUGGGCGACUGGCGUAAGAACGUGGAAGCCAUGUCGGGUAUGGAGGGCCGCAAGAAGAUGUUUGACACCGGCGGCGCUGCCCAGUGAAGAUGAUUCCCAAGAUGGGGUCCCGAGGUGGAAAACGUAGGAAUUAGCCUUCAUGUUUGAUGGACACUUUUUAAACUAACAACAAAUUUGACACAGGUUCCCUUUUGUAUUGUUCACUGGCCAGUUAAAAGGGAAAUAAAUUCUUUUCUUUUUUUUGUCAUUUGAAA